UUGGAGUUGCCCUGAGCAGAAGGAAGGAGAUAGAUAUCGAGGGUGUGACCCUACCGCUUCGUUCGUCUCCUUCCGUGGCGCGCCGCUGCCACAACCCGAGCGCCCCGCCGGGUAACCACUAGACCAUCUUCUCUAUUUAUUCUUCCCCGCCUCGGUUCUCUUCUUCUCAUCCCAACUCCACCGCUCAAACCAACCUGCAACUCUCAAGGCAGCGACUUUCCGCUAGUUUUUGACGCUGCAACCGAUGGACACCGCCGCCCCCGGCUCCCCGCGUGAGGGGCACAGGACGGUGUGCUCCGAGCCGCCCAAGAGGCUGGCAGGGCGGACCAAGUUCAAGGAGACGCGCCACCCGCUGUACCGCGGCGUGCGGCGGCGGGGCCGGCUCGGGCAGUGGGUGUGCGAGGUGCGCGUGCGCGGCGCGCAAGGGUACAGGCUCUGGCUCGGCACCUUCACCACUACCGAGAUGGCGGCGCGCGCGCACGACUCCGCCGUCCUCGCGCUCCUCGACCGCGCCGCUUGCCUCAACUUCGCCGACUCCGCCUGGCGGAUGCUGCCCGUCCUCGCGGCUGGCUCGUCCCGCUUCAGCAGCGCGCGGGAGAUCAAGGACGCCGUCGCCGUCGUGGAGUUCCAGCGGCAGCGGCCCGUCCUGUCCACGCCGGAGACGCACGACGGCGAAAAGGACGUCCAAGGCUCACCGACGCCGCGCGAGCUGUCCACGUCCAGCGACUUGUUGGACGAGCACUGGUUUGGCGGCAUGAACGCCGGCUCGUACUAUGCGAGCUUGGCGCAGGGGAUGCUCAUGGAGCCGCCGGCCGCCAGAGCGCGGAGCGAGGAUGGCGGCGAAUACAGCGGCGUCCAGACGCCGCUUUGGAACACUUAUCCGACUAAUUAAGCCAUGUACACUUUUAGAAACUACUCCUAGACUACUAGUGGUUGUGUUCGUCCAAAUAUGGGAAGAUACAGAGUAAGCAUCAGGAGCAAUUUUUCUUCCCGUAUUUGAGAGCUUCCGGUUUCUAUUUGCAGGGAUGAAGGACUGAAUUUGUCUAUAAACUAUAAAGACCAAAGAAAAAUGACCAUAUCUGGUAGCCUAGUACUCACAGGUGCACUGAAUCUCCAUGGACCGGAAUCAAAAUAUCUUAUGGCAACAUGGAGAAGAAAACGACAAAUGAAAAGGAUGUCGCUGUUGAGUGCUACAACUUGACAAAAAUAAUGGUUGUUGGACAGAUUAUAUGCCAAAGCAUACGAUUCAUUCUGGGUGUGAGUCUAAAAUAUUUCGAGUGUUAGAGUUGUGUCGACUAUGGUACUCCCUCCGUCC
This is a messenger RNA of Triticum aestivum (bread wheat), 1315 nucleotides long. Its product is annotated as dehydration-responsive element-binding protein 1B. The coding region runs from base 245 to 892 and encodes 215 amino acids. The record is from RefSeq and is a predicted model, not a curated record. The transcript has a single exon. Gene Ontology annotation, biological process: regulation of DNA-templated transcription. Lineage: Eukaryota; Viridiplantae; Streptophyta; Magnoliopsida; Poales; Poaceae. Gene Ontology annotation, molecular function: DNA-binding transcription factor activity; DNA binding.